This is a messenger RNA of Anguilla anguilla (European eel), 1057 nucleotides long. It is a transcript of the gene stc2a, whose product is annotated as stanniocalcin 2a. Gene Ontology annotation, biological process: intracellular calcium ion homeostasis. The transcript is spliced from 4 exons. Bases 165 to 1013 code for a protein of 282 amino acids. Gene Ontology annotation, cellular component: extracellular region. The record is from RefSeq and is a predicted model, not a curated record. Gene Ontology annotation, molecular function: hormone activity. Lineage: Eukaryota; Metazoa; Chordata; Actinopteri; Anguilliformes; Anguillidae.
GAGCUUCAGGAAAUAUAGGCAGCAUCCACCCCGUUUCAACGCUCACUCAUGAGCGCUACCCACAGCAGCGAUUACAACACUGUUGCUACAUUAAUCCAAGAGACAACCGGCGUGCUAAAAUAGAAAAAUAAACAGUCGUCCGUUGACAUUGUAGAUUAGAUCCAAUGUCAUUGCAACCAGCAAUGUUGGUGAGAUUUGCAAUAGCGCUCUUGGUGCUUUCAGUUUUUGAGCAAGUAGUGGGGACGGAUAUGAUCGAUUUUCACGAAAACCCACAAGAAAAACCGGCAAGCCAGAAAGGACGUCUUUCCUUACAAAACACAGCCGAGAUCCAGCACUGCCUGGUGAGCGCAGGCGACGUGGGCUGCGGCGUGUUCGAGUGCUUCGAGAACAACUCCUGCGAGAUCCAGGGCCUGCAGGAGAUCUGCAUGACCUUCCUGCACAACGCCGGCAAGUUCGACUCGCAGGGGAAGUCCUUCAUCAAAGACGCGCUCAAGUGCAUGGCCCACGGCCUGCGCCACAAGUUCAGCUGCGUCAGCCGCAAGUGCCUGGCCGUCAAGGACAUGGUGUCCCAGCUGCAGCGCGAGUGCUACCUCAAGCACAACCUCUGCGCCGCCGCCAAGGACAACGUCAACGUCAUGGUGGAGAUGAUCCACUUCCAGAACCUCUUCCCCAAGGGGCCGUACGUGGAGCUGGUGAACAUCCUGCUGGGCUGUGGGGAGGAGGUGAAGGAGGCCAUCAGCAGGAGCGUGCGGCUGCAGUGCGAGCAGAACUGGGGCGCCCUCUGUGAGACCCUCAGCUUCUGCUCCACCCUCACCCCCGCCCCGGACCGUCGCCACGGCGCCCCCCCGCACCCAGACGCCGAGCACCCCAAGAUCCUGCGGCAAGCGGACAAAGACAAGCCAGGCAAGGGCCCCCACCACCACCGGGGGCGCGGCACUGGACACCGCCGCCCCGGGCCAGACGGGGGCGCCACUGAGCAGGAGGACCCCGAGACCAGCGACAUCAGGAGGUGAAAGAGCGGAGGCCACUGCCCCCCCCACUACCCCCCCCCCCCUCG